Lolium rigidum is the source of this 1357-nucleotide messenger RNA. RefSeq names its product putative F-box protein At3g16210. The record is from RefSeq and is a predicted model, not a curated record. NCBI's taxonomy places the organism in Eukaryota, Viridiplantae, Streptophyta, Magnoliopsida, Poales, Poaceae. The coding region runs from base 1 to 1104 and encodes 367 amino acids. Gene Ontology annotation, molecular function: protein binding. The transcript is spliced from 2 exons.
AUGUUGCCGUCGGCGGCGGCGGUGCUGGAAGACGGCGACCUGGCCUCCGAGAUCCUCCUCCGCCUCCCACCGCAGCCGUCGUCCCUCCCCCGCGCCUCCGCCGUCUGCAAAAGCUUGCGCAGCGUCGCCUCCGACCCAGGCUUCUCCCGCCGCUUCCGCAUCCACCACCGUCGCAACCGUCCCCUCCUCGGUUUCUUCAUGGGAGAUGGCGACGAGCUCCGUUUCGAGCCCACUCUGGAUCCCCCCAAUCGUGUCCCGCAAUGCCGCUUCCAGUUUCCGAUCGAUGCCAGCGACUGCAGCUUCGAGUUGCUCGGAUGCCGCCAUGGCUUCCUACUCAUGCUCCGCACAUUUCAGGGGACCGUCCAGCUCCUGGUGUGGGACCCUUUCAAUGGCCACGAGCACCCCUUAGCUAUUCCCCCGGUGUUCAGUGAGAAGACUUUCCAUGGAGCGGUGCUUCGCGCUGCCCCCGGUGUCGGAGACACAGACCACUUUCAGGUGGUCUUGGAAAGAACUGACGUGCAACAAGGAGUGGUCGCCUGUGUUUACUCGUCGGAGACCGGCGAAUGGGGUAAUCUCAUCGCAACACCGGUUCCAUCUGGGGGCGUGAUUCAUCCUAGCAAGCCUGCUGUGCUCGUCGGGGGUUCCCUUUACAUGUUGCUGAUGAGGCUUGGGGGGUCUUCAAGGAUCGUCGAGUUCGAUGUUGGCAGGCAGAGUCUAGCAGUGAUACCUCUGCCUGCCAGCUUGGAUUCCGAGCACAGUCGCUUCUACUCAGUUAUGCGAGCAGAUGGUGGUGGGCUUGGUAUGGUCUCUCUGUCAGCGUCAGGUGGCAGCGCCCAGUUAUGGAAGAGGAAGACCAGUUGUGAAGGUGUUGAUUCGUGGAUGCUGGCAAGAACUUUUGAACUAGACAAGCUAAUCAUCCCUGAUUUAAAGAGCAAAUUCUUCCUACAAAUUACUGGGUUAGCGGAGGAAAACAAUGUGGUGUUGUUGUCGUCCGGUGUCGGUGUCUUCAUGGUUCAGCUUGACUCACUGCAGUCCAAGAGACUUCCCCUAGCCAACUUGCAUCAUUGGCAUCCAUUUGAAAGUGUCUAUGCUGCAGGUAUCUAGAGUGACAUCCAGGUGGCCGUGAUGCAGAAAUGAGCUGUGAAGUGGAUUUGUGAACCCCCAUCCAUCAUCUAAUUUAGAUGUUCCUUAACUCGGCAAGAACCAAGAAGGAUAUUGACCUGAUUUAAGCUCGUGGUUCAUUUCAUUUCCUUGAUGGUUUUUAAGCAAUCUAGUCUAUGCGUGUGUGUUUGAUUAGUCUCAGUGUUGUAUCAGGCAAGGAGAUUUCGUGUUUCGUCUUACGUACCGUGAUGCCCAU